UCCCUCCUUUUUUCCAGCUUUAAAUACCUCCUCCGCUCUUCCCUUUCAACUUCCCCGAUUCCAAAUCCCCAAUUGCAUAAUUGAUAAUCCACGCGCAUUAUUUCAAAAUCAAAAACCUAUCGAAAUCCGCAUAGAAAAUGGCGAGUUCGAGAGCAGAUCUGGACGGAAAUUCGAUUAAGCCGAUGACUAUAUGCAUGAUCGGCGCCGGAGGUUUCAUCGGCUCACAUUUGUGCGAGAAGCUGAUGGCGGAGACGCCGCACAAGGUGCUGGCGGUGGAUGUGUACAAUGACAAGAUCAACCACCUCCUCGAGCCUUCCUCCUCGCCUUGGGCCGAACGCAUCCAGUUCCACCGAAUCAACAUUAAGAACGACUCUCGCCUCGAAGGCCUCAUUCGCAUGGCGGAUCUUACCAUUAACCUUGCUGCUAUAUGCACUCCAGCAGAUUACAACACGCGACCUCUUGACACAAUUUACAGCAAUUUCAUUGAUGCUCUCCCUGUGGUUAAAUACUGCUCUGAAAAUAGCAAACGCCUCAUACAUUUCUCGACUUGUGAAGUUUAUGGGAAAACGGUUGGUUGCUUUUUACCCAAAGAUAGCCCUUUACGACAGGAACCUGCUAAUUACGUUCUGAGCGAAGAUACCUCCCCUUGCAUUUUUGGCCCUAUUGAGAAACAGAGGUGGUCAUAUGCAUGCGCAAAGCAGUUGAUUGAGAGGCUGAUCUAUGCUGAAGGUGCUGAGAAUGGUCUUGAAUUUACAAUUGUGCGACCCUUCAAUUGGAUUGGUCCCAGAAUGGAUUUCAUACCUGGAAUUGAUGGUCCAAGUGAGGGUGUUCCGAGAGUUCUGGCCUGCUUUAGCAAUAAUCUAUUGAGGGGUGAACCACUGAAGCUUGUGGAUGGUGGCGAAUCUCAGAGAACCUUUGUUUAUAUUAAGGAUGCCAUCGAAGCUGUUCUUUUGAUGAUUGAAAAUCCAGCCAGGGCUAAUGGUCAUAUAUUUAACGUGGGCAAUCCUAACAAUGAAGUUACGGUCAGACAGCUUGCCGAAAUGAUGACUCAGGUUUACACGAAGGUUAGUGGAGAGCCAGCACUAGCAUCACCUACCAUUGAUAUAAGCUCCAAAGAGUUCUAUGGUGAAGGAUAUGAUGAUAGUGACAAGAGAAUUCCAGACAUGACGAUAAUCAACCGACAACUUGGAUGGAACCCAAAGACAUCACUUUGGGACUUGCUUGAAUCAACUCUUACUUACCAACACAGAACAUACGCCGAAGCCGUAAAGAAAUCUACUUCAGUACCGGUUUCAAGUUAAAAAAAAAAGUACGAAAAUAAUUUUUCCUUAAUUAAGUAGUCUUGUAUCUUUUGAGAGAUCACCCCGCUACUUAUGGCUAAAGCAGUAUCCUUUUUAGGGGUGGUGGUGGUGUUAGUUAAUUUUACCUAUUCGUACCUAGUUUGCCUAAAAUGGAGCAUCUUGUAUUACUGUUUCCACAGUUUUAAGUCGAAGGUAUUUUAUAUAUUUGGUUAUUGAUUGAUAUAUUUUUUUCGUUAUGGAAUGGUUUUUGUUGUGUUU
Erythranthe guttata (spotted monkey flower) is the source of this 1559-nucleotide messenger RNA. RefSeq names its product UDP-D-apiose/UDP-D-xylose synthase 2. Lineage: Eukaryota; Viridiplantae; Streptophyta; Magnoliopsida; Lamiales; Phrymaceae. The record is from RefSeq and is a predicted model, not a curated record. Gene Ontology annotation, molecular function: carboxy-lyase activity.